AUGGGAUCACCACAGAUAGAUUCACAGAAGGUAUCUAUUCCUGUUCUUCGUUAUGUCUCAUCAUCCCGAAGGAAGGAAGGUCAAUCCCCAUUUGGAGAAGAAGUGAAACCAAGGAAGUUAGGGAAAAGUGACAUGAAGUUCUUGAAGGAGUUUACAACCAUGCCUUUACCCAAGUUGAGCAAUUCAGAUGUGUCGAAAUCUUCAGUACCAAGGUUCGUCAGACCAUUACAAGAUGCAACAAGACGUGAAUAUCUUCCGGUCAAAAGAACUAAAGAAGGUUUUGAUCCUAAUGCUUAUAAGCUCAUGUCAAAAUCAGGUUACGACUUCGGCUUGUCUUCCUCGCUAGGAGAGCUCAAUCCUGAUGUCACAGGAGAAAGGACACAUGGCCUUAGCGAAACCCAAAAGAAGUUGAAGGAGCAGGGUUACACAAUCGGCUCAGCUAGAACAGGCCUAGGUUUUACUCCUGUCCCACCUGUUAAGAUUUCUGCCAGAAGAAAAGAAAAGAAGGCAGAAGUUCAACACAUCAGUGUCGAAGUGGUUGAGGAGGAAGAAGAACCAAAGGCUAUUAAGAGAGCCUCAGUGUUCGACCGUUUAGCCAACCCUACUCAGCGGACCUCAGUUUUUGGCUGCAUCAAAGAAUCGACAUCACGACCUUCUGUGUUCAAGAGGAUAUCUAGACAUCAGAAUCAAAGGGGAAUUCAAUCAGCUCCGCACAGAUCAGCACUAGAAAGACUCGGAGUUCCAAGCCAACCGUCUGAAGAGAAAAGCCAGCAAGAGUUGGAAAGUGGAGUUCUUGUUGAUUCAACGGAAGAUAAUGAAAUCUGGAGCCUGAUCCCGUCACGUAUGAAACGUCUCUCAACACUAGACGUUACUUCAGGUGACCAACUCAAAGUGAAACGACGAACAAUCAUACAAACUCGGAAAGCUUUAAAUCAACAAAAUGAAGGUGAUGAUGAAGAAGUAGAGAUUCUAGCCGUUCAUCAUGUUACGAUUAAAGAGCUCGAUGAAGAGGAACCUUUCGAGGAUGAGGUUCAUGACGCUCCUGCUGCAUUAGAAGAUGGGGGCCAAGCGACUGUUGAUGAAUUAAAAGAGCUCAACUUGGGCACAAAUGAAGACCCAAGACCUAUCUUCGUUAGGGCACUUUUGAAUCCUAGCGAAGAGGAAUCAUAUCAUCAGUUGUUGCUUGAGUAUAAAGAUGUCUUUGCUUGGACGUAUAAAGAGACGCCAGGCCUCGAUCCGAAAAUGGCGGUUCACCAUCUUGCAGUCAAACUUGGAACGCGUCCAAUCAAACAAACUCAACAUUGCUUCCGUCCGGAGCUCUUAAGUCAAAUCGAAGCCGAAGUUGACAAGUUGAUCGCCGCCGGAUUUAUUAGGGAGAUGAAAUACCCAACAUGGAUAGCGAACAUUGUUCCGGUGAAGAAGAAAAUCACUGGACAAAUUCGUAUUUGUGUUGACUUCCGAGACUUAAACGAGGCUUGCCCGAACGAUGACUUUCCAUUGCCCAUAAUUGAGCUCAUGGUCGAUGCAACCACAGGUCAUGAAGCCUUAUCUUUCAUGGAUGGCUCAUUUGGAUACAAUCAAAUAAGAAUGUCGCCAGAGGACGAAGAACUCACAGCCUUCCGCACUCCAAAAGGAAUUUACUGUUACAAGGUGAUGUCAUUUGGCCUCAAGAAUGCAGAUGCGGCCUAUCAACGUGGAAUGCAAAAGAUCUUUGGUGACAUGCUUCACAAGAAUGUCGAGUGCUACGUUGAUGACUUGGUGAUCAAGUCAAAAAGAAGAGAAGAUCACUUGAAAGAUUUGAGAACGGUGUUUAACAGAUUGCGGAAGUACCAACUCAAGAUCAACCCUUUGAAGUGUGCUUUCGACGUCACGUCAGGUAAAUUCCUUGGUUUCAUUGUUAAACAUCGAGGCAUCGAAGUAGAUCAUACUAAGAUUAAAGCCAUCCGAGAUAUGCCCGAGCCAAGAAAUUUACGUGAGUUGAAAAGUUUACAAGGACGACUCGCGUUUAUUCGGCGAUUCAUCUCAAACUUAGUAGGGAGGUGUCAACCAUUCAGUCGCCUAAUGAAAAAGGAUGUUCCAUUUGUUUGGGAUGAGACUUGUCACAAUGCCUUUGAAAGCAUAAAGAAGUACCUAUCGAGUUCACCACUAUUAGGAGCUCAUAUUCCAGGCAAACAACUCAAAUUGUACAUUGCGGCUCAAGAAAGGUCAAUCGGAGCCCUUUUAACGCAAGAGAAUGAGUCACACAAAGAGCAAGCACUCUAUUAUCUAAGCCGAACGCUUGCUGGUCCCGAACUAAAUUACACGCCUAUAGAAAAGACGUGUCUUGCACUUGUUUUUGCUAUCCAAAAGUUAAGGCACUACAUGCAAGCAUUCACCGUCCAUCUAAUUGCACGAGCAGACCCGGUGAGGUACGUUAUGUCAAAACCAGUCUUGACGGGGCUUUUGGCCAAGUGGGCGUUACUUCUCAAUCAGUAUGAAAUCAUCUACACUCCAGCAAAGGCGGUUAAGGGGCAAGCUGUUGCAGACUUCCUAGCCGAUCAUCCAAUUCCAGCAGACUGGGAAAUUUCAGAUGACCUACCCGACGAACAAGUCUUCUUCGCUGACGUUUCUCCUGCUUGGAUGAUGUUCUUUGAUGGAUCGGCUCGUAAAGGCGGGACGGGGGCUGGCGUAGUCUUCGUAUCACCCGAGAGGCACGUGUUGCCUUAUUCAUUCUCCUUAAGUGAACUUUGCUCGAACAACGUUGCAGAAUACCAAGCUUUGAUCAUGGGCUUACAAAUGGCCGUGGAGAUGAAGAUAUCGAGCUUAGAAGUAUAUGGUGACUCCAUGUUAGUGAUCAACCAACUGCUGACUCACUACGAAGUUAGAAAGGAUGAUCUAAUUCCAUACCACCAAUUAGCCACACAGUUACUAGAAAGCUUUGACUUCGUGACGCCGGAGCAUGUGCCAAGAAAAGAUAACCAAAUGGCAGAUGCAUUAGCCAACCUUGCCGCUACAUUGGCAUUGACAAAAGAAAAAGCAAUAAAUCUUCCAGUUUGCCAACGUUGGGUCGUUCCAUUAACGCUUAGGACAUCGCAAGAAGGAGUCAACGUUAUCUCGGUACUGUCCAUUGACGUUGACGACUGGAGACAACCUUUAAUUGAUUAUCUUGAGCAUGGAAAACUGCCAGAUGAUUCAAGACAUCGAUCAGAGGUACGACGUCGGGCACCUCGAUUCAUUUAUUACAAAGAAAUUCUAUACCGUCGUUCAUUUGAAGGCGUAUUUCUAAGAUGCUUGGACGAAGAAGAUGCAUUCAAAGCAAUGGAAGAGGCUCACUCAGGAAUUUGUGGAGCACAUCAAUCAGGGCCAAAGCUACAUUUCCAAAUAAAAAGAAUGGGCUACUAUUGGCUGACUAUGGUCAAGGAUUGCAUGGAUUAUGUGAAGAAGUGCAAAGCAUGUCAAUUCCAUGCCAACUUUAUCCACCAACCGCCGGAGCCGCUACAUCCUACAAUUACUUCUUGGCCAUUUGAUGCGUGGGGUCUUGACGUGGUGGGACCAAUAGCACCUAAAUCUUCCGACGAUCAUUCUUACAUCCUUGCAGCCACAGACUACUUCUCAAAAUGGGCGGAAGCUGUGCCUCUAAAGGAAGUGAAGAAAGAAAAUGUGGUGAGCUUUAUCAAGGUAAACAUCAUUAAUCGGUAUGGUGUGCCACGCUACAUCAUCACAGAUAAUGGCAAGCCAUUCUCGAAUCGGUUGAUGGAUAAUUGUGUGAAGACUUUGGUUUCAAACAACGCAACUCUUCAAUGUACAAUGCACUAG
Messenger RNA from Prunus dulcis (almond), 3795 nucleotides. RefSeq lists its product as uncharacterized. Gene Ontology annotation, molecular function: RNA-DNA hybrid ribonuclease activity; nucleic acid binding. Gene Ontology annotation, biological process: DNA integration. Bases 1 to 3795 code for a protein of 1264 amino acids. The transcript has a single exon. The record is from RefSeq and is a predicted model, not a curated record. Lineage: Eukaryota; Viridiplantae; Streptophyta; Magnoliopsida; Rosales; Rosaceae.